Molecule: messenger RNA, 369 nt
Organism: Debaryomyces hansenii CBS767
Lineage: Eukaryota; Fungi; Ascomycota; Pichiomycetes; Serinales; Debaryomycetaceae
Product: Sm-like protein
Exons: 3
Coding region: 1-369 (122 amino acids)
Biological process (GO): nuclear-transcribed mRNA catabolic process; mRNA splicing, via spliceosome
Cellular component (GO): U2-type prespliceosome; U6 snRNP; Lsm1-7-Pat1 complex
Molecular function (GO): RNA binding
Source: RefSeq, a predicted model, not a curated record
AUGGAUAACCCAAGACAAAAUAACAAUAAUAAUAAUACUAAUAGAAGAAGAAAUAAUAAUUCUUCGAAGCCAGAUGGCCCUAAAAGAGAAGCCAUUUUGGACUUGAACAAUUACAAAGAUAAGCAGAUAAGAGUUAAGUUUAUAGGCGGUAGACAGGUUAUUGGAGUUUUAAAGGGAUUUGACCAGUUGAUGAAUUUAGUGUUGGAAGAUGUUAAGGAAAAUAUUAGAGACCCAGAAGACGAUAAUGUUUUGACCGACAAGACUAGAGACAUAGGCUUUGUGGUAGUAAGAGGCCCAUCAUUAUUGACCAUUUCUCCAGUCGAUGGCAGUGAAAUAAUCGAUAAUCCUUUUGCCAACCAAGAAGAAUAA